Durotheca rogersii is the source of this 1539-nucleotide messenger RNA. RefSeq names its product FAM86A protein. The transcript is spliced from 2 exons. Lineage: Eukaryota; Fungi; Ascomycota; Sordariomycetes; Xylariales; Xylariaceae. The record is from RefSeq and is a predicted model, not a curated record. Bases 290 to 1339 code for a protein of 349 amino acids.
UUCGACCCGAUCUCGAGCAUUUCCACCGUGGCCCUUAAUGAUGGCUUAUUAACCGUUAACUGCCUACCUACAGACAUUCUUACCGGUAACCUACCUACCGACUUACUUAAUGCUGCCUUCACAGGGCGGCAUGGGAGGUGGUAUUGAGCGGCGAUGGAGAGACAGACCCCUAACACACCGAAGUAAAGCAACUUGAUGCUCCGAAAUAUAAACUAAAGAAAAGGAAUUUUCCUCGACUGUCUCCUUCAAACGUAUCAGAAGCCGACUGAGUACAGAUAACCCACCCAACAUGGUGCUAGACACACCUGUGUCUACAGAUACUGCCGGCAUCGGUCGUUUCUGUCGCCAGUAUCUGCAGCUAGAAUCGGAUCUGGACUAUCCUCCACCCGUCCACCUGCGAGAUGCUCGUGUCCAGGAUAUCCUCUACCGUCGCAUAUUUGCCGAUGGUGCCCUCCCUUACCCCCCUCCUCGGAGGUAUCAGUUGAGAGUUUUGAAGGAGCUCGUGUCAAGAGUUGAAUCGAGCAUCGAGGACUGGGAUCUCUAUGGGGUUUCGGAAGACUUGAUGGCUGCUCUCUCCCAUCUGCUCGCUUUCCCGCUCCCGUCGGAAGCCGUGGCUGUGCAGCAGAAGUCGUAUGUCACGUACUCUCUGCCAGCUCUUGACCAGUCGAAUAAUCUAGAUUCUCCCCCGGCUCAGAUCACGCUGCUCGAGUUCCGUCAUCUCAUUUCCGCCGCCGGGACAACCGGAUUGAGGACGUGGGAGGCAGCUCUCCAUCUUGGGAAAUUUCUCUGCGCGAAUCCGUCCUUCAUCCGGGGGAGGCGCAUUUUAGAGCUAGGGGCCGGCACCGGGUACUUGUCGAUACUCUGUGCCAAAUUCCUAGCCCCUACCCUGGCCAUCGCGUCCGAUGGUUCCGACGAUGUAGUAGCAAACCUCCCGGAGAACUUCUUCUUAAACGGCCUCCAGGAAUCAGGUCUAAUCCGGGAAAUGGACGUGAAGUGGGGGCACGCUCUAGUAGGAACAGAAGACGAACAUUGGAAUGGCGGCAGGCCGAUUGACACUGUUCUCGGCGCGGACGUCACCUAUGAUAAAAGCGUCAUCCCGUCUCUCAUUGGGACGAUGGAGGAACUCGUAGGGAUGUUUCCCAAAGUUACUAUCCUUAUCGCGGCUACCGAAAGGAGCCGCCAAACAUUCGACGUGUUCCUCGGGGUCUGUGAGGAGAGACGCCUCAACGUAGAAGACAUUGGCCCCAAAAUUCCGCGCAGGCAGGACCAGGAAGGUCCAUUUUACAAUGACCAUGUACCGAUUAGAAUAUGCAGAAUAACCAAGUCGGUAGAAUUGUAGAGCUGCAGUGUGUCGCCGUCGUCUACGAUUGUACGCAAGGAGGAUGAGAAUAGAGCGAGACAUGAAGCCGAAUAGAACAAGAGCGACAUCAUCAAGUUGCUCUGAGCCCGAGUGCCAAGGAUACGAGAUAGGGGGUACCUCUGUGACUUAGGAAUUGGGUGUCCCCCUUUAGAGAAGAAACGGCGGGGCCAAGGGACAUG